Neltuma alba is the source of this 1440-nucleotide messenger RNA. Its product is annotated as MACPF domain-containing protein NSL1-like. Lineage: Eukaryota; Viridiplantae; Streptophyta; Magnoliopsida; Fabales; Fabaceae. Gene Ontology annotation, biological process: regulation of salicylic acid mediated signaling pathway; plant-type hypersensitive response. Gene Ontology annotation, cellular component: plasma membrane. Bases 1 to 1440 code for a protein of 479 amino acids. The transcript has 6 exons. The record is from RefSeq and is a predicted model, not a curated record.
AUGGAAAUUCAGUUUGUUGCCUUGACAAAAUUCUUGUUAAUAGACCUGCAACCUGAUGGGGUUUACUUUCAAAAUUUGAUUGUAACAAUUGAUCAUUUUCUCGACGAUAUCUCGCAUGAAAGUCAACAAACUGAUGUGGUUCACAUCAAGCAGUUCAAAAGCUCACAUCUUCAACCCACUGAAGUGCAGAGAUUGCUUAAGAAAGAAGCUGAUGAGAGGUUUUCUGAGGAUGGAGAUACAUGUUCCGGUUCCGAUCAAGCCGGAAUAUCAGUAACAUUGAAGGAUGAUGGAUAUGAGCCAUGGAACCUUGAUGCAGCUCUUACUGCAGCUGUUAUACCAACUGUAAAAAGUCACUCAACCAAGGAGGAUCUCAUAAGCAUUUCUGUUCCAAGGGGAGGUAUUGUUGGCAUUCAGCAGAACCAUAAGGAGUGGCUUUCUACUAUAUCGCAGUCACCUGAGGCCAUAUCAAUGCUGUUUUUGCCAAUUACUUCACUGCUUAGUUCCAGUCCAGGCCAUGGCUUCCUAAGCCAUGCAAUGAAUUUGUAUCUCAGAUAUAAACCCCAAAUAGAUGAACUUCGUCAAUUUCUUGAAUUUCAGUUGCCUCGGCAGUGGUCUCCAUUGUAUGAUGAUGUGCUUCAUGGAUUUCGUCCUAGACGCCAAAAGAACAAAUCGCCAUCACUCCAGUUCACUUUGUUGGGAUCCAAGCCUUAUGUUAAAAACAUAAAGGUUGACUCUGGACAUUGUCCUGUUGCAGAUAUCUGCUUGUUAUUGGAAGGGAGAAAGAGUGACCAUCUGGCUAUCGAUCUCCAGCAUCUUUCAAAUCUUCCACAAAUCCUUAAAAUCUCUUAUGAUAUUGGUUGUGAAUCUAAUGAUGAGCCAGUUGACAAAGCCUACUUUGAACCUGUGAAGUGGAAAAGGUUUUCACAUGUCUGCAAAGCCCCAGUAUUGUACAAGAGUUCCCUUGAUGAUGAGCCCCCAGCCAUUGCAACGAAGGCGUGGCUUGAGGUCAAGCAUGAGAAGAGGAGAAAAGUUCUUUUCUUGGGGCUUGGGUUUUCCCUGGUAGAAUCAGUAGAAAUUUACAGAUCAGAAUGGGAUGGAUCGCCGUUUCCAUUUCGAAAGUCAGGGUUCUUUUCAGCAUUGAUGAGCACAAUACUGACCAAGGAACUGCAUCACGUGAUUGACAAUGAAAAGCCGACUGAAGAAGAUAGCAUAAAACCAAUAGUUUAUAAUGGUGAGUCUGGUACUGAGGCACCUGUUCCAAUAAAGGCCCCAGAAAUGCUCAGCUUUGUGGAUACGAAGGAAAAGGUCAGGUGUCCAGAAGACACGCCUGGAUAUUGGGUGGUCAUUGCAGCCAAACCCUAUAUAAAGGGAGGCAAAAUCUCCAUCAAGGCCAGGUAUUCUUUGUUAGCUAUUAUGUCAGGAGAUUUUGUGACUACAUGA